AUGGUUCCGGAAAGUAGGCAGUAUUUCAUCCCCAGCUCGCCCAACUUGGACCAGAGCAUAUUCAAAGGAUCGAUCUUGGUCCUGCCGGUGGUCUCCCUCGCCAAUGUGCCACAGUUGGCGAUGGACUUAAUGAUACACAGCACUCACCUCGGCCCGGUCGAGAAGGUCGGCAUCCUCGAUCCUCAAGACCACAUUCCGGUCAUUGGCGCGAUCGAUCAUACGUCUGCCCUUCCCCAGUCUCCAGACACGCGCCACCAAAUAACCACUCCGAUUCAAGUCUAUCAGAGUCGAGACAAGCUCUAUACGUUUGUCCAGCAACGGUCACCAGUAAUCAAGGCACGAAAAGAAUCGCAUGUUUCAAGAAUGAAGAACUGGAUCUCAACGGCCGGGUUUGCUUCAGUCCUUGUGCUAGUUUCGGUCGAUGCGGCCGCACGCUCGGAUGCCCACCUCCAACAUCCAUCGGCGUUCUUCCAUUACAUCCGAGCUACAAGCCAGCCGGAUUCGCCGACCGCACUCCGCCAAAUCAUCCGGAAGAGAUACGCCAGUUUUUUACCGCAAGAUACCCCGGGCUUGCCGAUCUUUUGUGCCGGCGGUUUGGCCGCCAGACUGCUCGCAGCUCUCACUUCAUCGGCUUCCGAUACUGCCUCCGUGGAGGUCAACACGCUCGUUGCUUACGUGGCUGAAGGUGACAACCGUCUUGACGCGAAAGCUUUCGCCCAAGAGAUUAUUUCGACCUUCAAUCACAUUCGAUCGGGCCUAGGAGAUGAACCGCCCGUUUCAUUUGAAAGCUUGCGUGAACCGAUCAGUUGGAUGGCCUCUGACUCCUACCAGCACAAAACAAGACAAGACAUAUAUGGAUGA
Molecule: messenger RNA, 861 nt
Organism: Puccinia triticina
Lineage: Eukaryota; Fungi; Basidiomycota; Pucciniomycetes; Pucciniales; Pucciniaceae
Exons: 4
Coding region: 1-861 (286 amino acids)
Biological process (GO): proteasome assembly
Cellular component (GO): nucleus; cytosol
Source: RefSeq, a predicted model, not a curated record